AUGGCGAACCUGUUAGGGGCGUCCAGAACCCUUAAGUUCUUCUUCUCUGAGGCGGUCAUGGGUCAGCACUUCCAGGAGGUGGAGUUAGAAAAAGGGGAGCCUCAGCCUGGGGACCUGUUCCUGUUCAAGUUGCAGUCCCCUAGGGCACAGUGGUGUGGGGCCCACGUGGGUGUUUACUGCGGCCAUGGAGAGAUCAUUCACUUCGAGGGCAGGACCUCUGGAGACCAAGGACUACAAACGCUUCUGGGUUUCUGCGAAGGUGUGGUGUGCAAACAGGGGCACCGCGCUCUGCAGCGCUCCCGGAGGCUCUGGCGUGUGCUGCGCAGACGCGGUGGCGUCGACCUUCGAGUGCUGGAGCACCGCGUGCAGGAAGCUAUGAAUGGUGAUCCUCCUCCCUACCACCCUACGAGCAGCAACUGCGUGCACUUUGCACUGAACCUGCUGGGCAUGGACACAGAAGCUGAUAAUGCUUCCCUUCUAGAAGGAUGGCUGCCCUCAGAGGGAUUUAGACUGUGUGAAAAAGGAGGCCUGAAAGGCACUAUCCCUAAAUCUCUAAGGCCGGUGGUCCAACCCACGCCUGCGAGCAUGGCCUUCUUUCCGCGUCCCACCCUUUUCCCUCGCUGCCGGGUGGGCGGGCCCCUGAAGUCCCUGCACUCCGCGGGCGGUGCCGGUGCCUUUAAGAACCUCAGCGCGGGGCCCUGA
Molecule: messenger RNA, 702 nt
Organism: Psammomys obesus (fat sand rat)
Lineage: Eukaryota; Metazoa; Chordata; Mammalia; Rodentia; Muridae
Exons: 5
Coding region: 1-702 (233 amino acids)
Source: RefSeq, a predicted model, not a curated record